Chanos chanos (milkfish) is the source of this 2516-nucleotide messenger RNA. RefSeq names its product lymphocyte specific protein 1 a (gene lsp1a). Gene Ontology annotation, molecular function: myosin binding; actin binding; calmodulin binding. Gene Ontology annotation, biological process: muscle contraction. The transcript is spliced from 13 exons. The record is from RefSeq and is a predicted model, not a curated record. The coding region runs from base 296 to 2008 and encodes 570 amino acids. NCBI's taxonomy places the organism in Eukaryota, Metazoa, Chordata, Actinopteri, Gonorynchiformes, Chanidae.
UGCCGUGUGAAUCCCUCCUGAUAUUUUCAACAGGCAGGGCUGGGGAGAGGAUCUGAGAGGGAGCUGUGCCGUGUCUCCUUGCAUUUGUGAAAGUGAAAAAGAGAGAAAGGAAUCCCAAAAAGAAAAAGAAAAAGAAAAAACUCCUUGCAUAACUACGUACUAUCCUUUUACGCUCUGGGAUUGCACAGAAAAGACGCCGUGUUGUUUUUUUUGUGUGUGUGUGUGUGUGUGUGUGGAGGAAAAGGAGACGUUACUCACACGUUUGUCAAAGGAGACAAAAUCACACAAAAGGGACAUGUCAAGUGCAGUUCUGAGAAGAAGCUCAAGCAAGCAAGGUUUGCAGAACCUGCUGAGAGUGACGGCCCAGCGGAGUAUUGAAGAUGCGGAGGAGAUUGAACGUGAGCGGAGGCGAAGGGCACGGGAGGCCUUCCGUAAAGAGAACAGCCUGUCUGACGCAGCUGGGUCCCUUCAGGACACUGCGUCCCCGUCUGAGUUCCGUCACUAUGAGAGCGAGUCCAAACCCAGCAGUUCCCCUGCCGUGGAGGAGGACGAGGGUUUCAGUGACUGGACUCAGAGGUUAGACAGGGGAAAACGACUGAGGCAGGAGAAUGGACAUGCUGAGGAGGAGAGAGAAAUAGCUGGAGCUGCAAAACGAGAAGAGAACGUCCGCUCCGUGGUUACCACCCCCGUUCGCCCGCAGAGAUCAUCUGAGAAAGAGGAGGGUGAGGAAGAAGUGGAUAACCAGCCAGCAAGGAGACUGAGUGAGAGGAGGAGAGAGUUUGGAGCGAGAGACAGAGAAGUAAAUGAGUGGAGAGAUGAGGAGGCAAGAGGCAUAAGGAGGAGAGAGGAGGUUAAAAGACCAGAGGCAGAAGAAAAGAUGAAAGACAAGAGGACAGAGGUGAAGGUUUCAUACAUGUCUAAAGUGGUCCUGCAACAAGAUAAAAUGCCUCCCACAACCAGCGAAGACAAAGCUGUUGAAGAAAUGACAUCACAUCUGACCAAACUCAAGAAGGCUCCAAGGGUUGCCACGGGCUUAGCCCCAGAGAUGAGAGAGGAUGUGGAGGUGUGUCAUGAGACAGAACAGAAGCUGGAGAAAAUCCGUCGAAGCCACCAGGAGAAGGAAAGUCAAGAACUGGAGCAACUCAGACAGCGGCAGGCUGAGGCAGAGGUGGAACUGGAGGAGCUGAAGAAAAGGAGGGAGGAGCGACGCAAGAUUCGCGAGGAAGAGGAGCGCAGAAGGGAGGAAGAGGAACAACAGAGACUGGCCAAAGAGGAGGACGAGAAGAAAAGGAUGAAAGAGGACAUAGAAAGGAGGAGGACGGAGGCUGCUGAAAGACGGCUGAAGAGCCUCAACACCACCUGCUCCAAAGGAGACGAAACAUUUAACCCACUCAGUCCCAAAAGUCCUACCUUCAAGAUCACAGAGAGAACAGAAUCUUUAAAUCGAUCUCUGAAGAAAAGUAACAGUUUCAAGAAGACUCAGCCACCAAUGCUUCUAUCCAAGAUUGAUGACAAACUUGAGCAGUACACUCAUGCUAUUGAGAGCUCCUCCAAAGAGGUAAAGGCCACAAAGUCAGCAGUAGUUGACAUGCCAAGUGUUCCAGAGCCUGUGGCUACCAAAAAGAGUCUUUUUGAGGCUGGAGAGGCCUGGAACCAGAACACAACCAAAGGCACACCUUCCAAGGACACAGAAGGUAUGAAGGUGGGAGUGGCUGACCUGAUCACUCAUUGGGUAAAGGGGAGUCCUGAGGGAGGUAGCAGGAGCUCCCCCUCCAGGCCAUCUGAUGUUAAAUCUGGAGAUGUGUUACAGAAGAAGAACAUGUGGGAGAUCAUUGGAGAAGUCUCUUCAACUCAAAGGUCUACAUCUGGAGCAAAGGGCACCCCCUCUGGCAAAAGGUACAAGUUUGUUGUGACCGGCCAUGGCAAAUAUGAGAAGAUUGCCGCUGACAAUGAGGAUGGCAGCGGUUACUCAAAUGGAAAAUCAAAUCUGUGCCAUGAUGACCUCUAGAAACUUUGGUCACAAGAAUUUUUUUUGUUUAAUUAUGGUAUAAAUUCACACACACACAAACACACACACACACACACACACACACAUUCCCACACACACACACACAUUCCCACACAUCAUAUAAAAUAACAGCACUUCCUGCAACAACUGUUGUGCUUUUGCUAUGUCUUUUCAUGUCAACACACACAUUUUUCUUUGCUCUCAUUUUCUUAACUAUGCAACAAGCAAAUAUUUUUCUAUUGAAAUUCAUCAUGAAAUUGUGUUUGGGUUGCCAAUAUAUACUUCUCACUGAACUUUGUUUAGACUGUUAACUCACAUGAAGUAUAAUGUGUUUGUUUGUUUCCUUAUUUUAUUUUGUCCUCACUAUCUUAAAUAUUUGUACUGAUAUUGUGACAAAUUAAAAGAAACUGUUAGUUGAAUGCCAUCAAUGUGAAUGUAGAAUGGUUGGCCAUUUAUUACAAUUAACCAACACAUCCUCAAAAAGAUUCAUAAACUUGAACUCUUUGAA